AUGAGUGUUUUGGAAGUUUUUGAGUGGAUAAAAAGUAACUUUAACGAAACAGUCGCCGCCAAAUUCAAAGGUAAGCUAAAGUCAAACUCCACUGAGUGAAAUACACAAGUGGCGCGAAAAAAAGUCAAGCAAAUUUUCCGUACUUUUCUUCUUCUAACAGAGCAAAACAUCAAUGGAAAAGGACUCCUUUUCCUAGCAGACAGAGGGACAAAACAGCAAAUGGAAGCGUGUGGACUGGACCUUGUUGGGGACCAAAUGAAAUUGUUGGAGGUUCUCGAGCUCGACGCAAUGGAGUCGAACAUAAGCUUUAAGAACCAUCAACCAAAAAAAUUGACAAAACCGUCAACCAAAAACAUCGACAAAGAACUACACAAGCGAAUAUACAAUGCUAAGUAAGUUUGAUUUUUCUUUUACUUUGUAAGUUUACAAUUAAGCCAUCCUCUGAGGUGAGGCUAAAAAAGGAACAUCCCAAUGCAAAUCCUGAGUGGAAUUUAUUAUGGGGAAAGGAUUGGGUAUUUGACGAAAUCUACAUCGUUUUGUUUAUUUGCAUGCGUGACAAGAUGUAAACUAAAAUCAAGUUACUUGCAUAAAGUUGAUGUGAUGUUUGAAGUGACCUUAGAUAUUAACAACACUCGGUGUCUUUCUCUCCGACUGUGAGAGUGAAAAUUUAUUUUUGUAAACUUGAAGUAGAAAUCUUCAUCUGUUAGUCAAAACAAAAUGUGAACUUAAUCUAGCUUUCAACUAGAUAACUAUUUCUACCUGUAUUUUUACAGCUGAUGAUAAAUGCUAAGGAAACAGUUUAUGUUGUAUCCGCCAGAGAAGGAAGAGGAAAUUGACCAAAGAUGAUCUUUUUUUUUUUCUAAACAGAAAGAAAGCUGUGAAAGCUGCUGUAAUAAAAAAGUGGCCAGGAAAUGACCUACCAAAUUUCAAGAAAAAUCCAUCUCAGCUUAAAGUCUUACACGAGUUGGUUGAAGAGUUAGAGGAAGAUUGCACAUAUAUGACAGUGGGCUUUAACAAAGAAGCCAUCCGUAAGCACAUCUUGGACAUUUUAAAUGAACGGCGCAGACAUGUUAGAAGUGGACAUGAUUAUACAAAGGUAUGACCAUGUUUUUUUUGGAGCCUGUGUUUGUAGUUAUGCACCCAUAGGUAAAUUACAUGGUUUACUUGACAGGUGAAUAAGGCUAAGAAGAAGCAAUCACCUCAGGUGGCUUCAUGUAAACCAGAUGAUACACAAACUGAAAAUGAUGAGUGUACCCAGCCUGAAAACAGUGAUGGUGGUGAUACUGAAGAUGUGCGUUCAUCUGAUGAUAGCCAGUCAUGUAGCAGUGCUUCUUCCCCUUCAACCUCAAUGCUGCCUUCAUCUGAGGAUGAUGAGAGCAAUAAAGGUAUUUUUGGACUGUAUUUACUAUUUGCCAGACUUGAAACAGAGUCCUCAUUUCUUGGAAAAUAAAGGAAUGGACACCCAAAACAGCACAAAAAUAUUUCAGUGAAUGAUACUCAGCUUCAUCUUCUCAAUGCCUUCUUUUUCAUUUUGCAACAAAAUCGUGCUCCACACAUUUUAAAAAUCAAGGGCAUAACCUCUUGUAUCAUUUUUUGCUACUGUCCAAACAACAAAAAAUUGCGACCUUUUUUUACUCUUUGUUGACUUGCAGUUUCUAAAAAAAUAUAUACUCAAAUAGAGCCCUUAUUCACUCACAACUGUUUUUGUUAUUGAAAAAAAAUUGACUCCAUUUUUCUAUUGUUUGUACUGUUAUUGAUCAUAGAAAUGAUGGCAUAAAAUAUUGAAAACUUUAAAAACCACCAAGUUUUGGACAUUUUAUGACGUCAUUUCUAUGAUCAAUGAGAGCACAGACAAUCCCUGUGGUGAUAUCAAUGUUGGAAGCAGUUCCCAAGAUAUGGUCCCUCUUACUUGGUAGGGUUAAAUUAAUAUUAUAGCUUACUAUGGGGAGUUGAGUUAACUAUAAUUAUAAUAGUGCCAAUGAUAUUAUUGUUAACUAUCUUUAUCUUUUUCUUUUCUCACAAGGCAUUCCUAUGGCUUCAGCUAAACUUAUAGUGGCAUGUGCCUUCAAUGAAGUCCGAGUGGUAGACAUAUCACGUUCACAGUUGCAAUCAGCUGCUAAAACAUUAAAGGUUCCCAUUAAAGAAUCUGAAUCAAGGUCAAAGGAAGUGUUGAUUUCCAAUGUUGCACAAGCUCUUGUCAGUAAAGGAUUUGUUAAAAUACCACCCAAAGAGAAAAUUUCAAGAGAUGAUGUUCAGAUCUUGAAGCCUUUUUAA
Porites lobata is the source of this 2274-nucleotide messenger RNA. NCBI's taxonomy places the organism in Eukaryota, Metazoa, Cnidaria, Anthozoa, Scleractinia, Poritidae. The record is from the annotation of a GenBank genome assembly.